Molecule: messenger RNA, 1111 nt
Organism: Prosopis cineraria
Lineage: Eukaryota; Viridiplantae; Streptophyta; Magnoliopsida; Fabales; Fabaceae
Product: 20 kDa chaperonin, chloroplastic-like
Biological process (GO): positive regulation of superoxide dismutase activity
Cellular component (GO): chloroplast; mitochondrial matrix
Molecular function (GO): protein folding chaperone; ATP binding; transition metal ion binding
Source: RefSeq, a predicted model, not a curated record
ACCUGCUCGGUCACCCUCCGCUCGUGAGAAUUCUAGAAGGGUCUAUCAGAUAAAACCCCAAUCCUUAUAGGGUUUUAUCUUCAUUUCUUCAACGCCUUCACUCCUCCACUCUCAAAGCUCGGUCGCAAAUCAGAAUCUAUACCAAGUUCCCUUCCGAUCAAGCGAGGCAGUAGACUUUCCAAUGGCGACCGCUCAGCUCACAGCAUCAUCAUUUUCUACCAUGAAUUUGCCCUCCUUCGAAAGUCUUCGACCUUCGAUGGUUCAUGGUUCUGCGAUCAGACACGUAAGAAUAGGUGGCCUCACUCAAAGGUCGUUCCGGGGCUUGGUUGUUAAAGCCGCAACUGUUGUUGCGCCCAAGUACACCUCAAUUAAGCCUUUGGGUGACAGAGUGCUGGUAAAAAUUAAGGAUUCUGAAGAGAAGACUGAUGGUGGGAUCUUGCUUCCCACAACUGCUCAAACAAAGCCUCAAGGUGGUGAGGUGGUAGCUAUUGGAGAGGGGAAGACAGUUGGGAAAAGCAAAGUUGACAUUGCAGUGAAGACUGGUGCACAAGUUGUGUAUUCAAAAUAUGCAGGGACUGUGGAGUUUAAUGGUUCAAAGCAUCUUAUACUGAAGGAUGAUGACAUUGUUGGUAUCCUUGAAACGGAUGAUAAUGAUCUUAAACCUCUGAAUGAUAGAGUAUUGAUCAAGGUUGCAGAGGCUGAGGAGAAAACUGCAGGGGGGUUGUUACUAACAGAGGCAACGAAAGAGAAGCCAUCUAUUGGAACGGUGAUAGCAGUUGGACCGGGGCCUCUAGAUGAGGAAGGCAACAGAAAACCGUUGCCCGUUAAUCCUGGAAACACUGUUCUCUACUCCAAAUAUGCGGGGAAUGACUUCAAGGGCAAGGAUGGUUCUGACUACAUUGCGUUGAGGGCCUCAGAUGUCAUGGCUGUUCUUUCCUAGUGUUAUCUACUCGUGCAUGAUAACUUACUUUUUCUUUAUAAAUGUUUUGUAGCUGUUUUGAGGACGAUGGAAUUUUGUUUGUAGCGACUUUGAAAUAUGGUUGAUUGCAAUUUUGCUGCUUGUAUUUGGAAAACGUUUCUUGUUAGAUGUUAUGAAUUCGUUUUUGUUGCA